Messenger RNA from Acaulospora colombiana, 906 nucleotides. Lineage: Eukaryota; Fungi; Glomeromycota; Glomeromycetes; Diversisporales; Acaulosporaceae. The record is from the annotation of a GenBank genome assembly.
GUCAAGCAAAAGUCGGCCUUGUUGAUACAGGUGCCACAGGAAGAAGCGCAAGCUGUAAAAUUGUCAGGAAACGAGUCUAAAUGGGAAAUUUUGAUACUGACCAGAGCAAGUACCAUCGCUAUUGGCAAAGGUUCCGUCGGGGCAAUUGUCGAUACAUUGGCCAUUGCUCAAGACCUUGCCAGGAGUACACUUGGACGAGCACCCAAGCGGGCAAGUGUCGCAGACACCCUUGAGAGGAUUGGCGAUGAGCGAAGAUCCAGAGCAGACACCAGAGGCGGGGACGGUGGCGAUUCCGACACAUUGGCCGUUGAGGAAAAAGGUCGCGCAGGCUGCGUUACAUUGAGCACAAGAAGUGCCCGAGGGGAAUUGACCAGGUCGGCACUGCUGGGAAGCGACACCACAAGUUUGGGGUUGAAGAUUGCUGACGAUCCACACUUUUCACAAUUGCCAGAAGAAUUGCGGAAAAAUCCGUCAGCACAAGUGGCGCAUUGGGUUGAAUUGCCACCAGAUGUAGCAGUCGUGAAACCAGGCGAGCAAGUGCAAGUGGAGCCGUUGCAAACACCAUUGGCGCAGUUGCAGUUGGAUGGAGCAUUGGAGGGGACGGCCACGCUGAGACAUUCUCCGGUACCUGUGAUGCCGUCGUCGCAUCGUUUGCAAGUAGGAUCACAUUCUGUAAGAGAAAAGCGGCGCACACGUCAGUAUGAGCGACGAAGCAGAACCACGAUGACGUCGCUGCGGAGAAACGACGAGACCGAGGAGAGAGGAAGAAAAAUACUCACGUUUACAGUCAGGACCGUAGCGGCCAGCAGCGCAAGAUUCGCAGCUUUCGCCGGUGAAUCCGUCGCGGCAUUGGCACGUUCCGGCGCUGGUACAGAUGGCUUUAGCCGAGCAAGCAGGAGUGCAUAG